This is a messenger RNA of Porites evermanni, 2313 nucleotides long. Lineage: Eukaryota; Metazoa; Cnidaria; Anthozoa; Scleractinia; Poritidae. The record is from the annotation of a GenBank genome assembly.
AUCAAAUAUUAUCAAGAUGGCGCAUCUUAGCAGCGAUCCUUCAUUAAAAGAAAGGUAAAAUUCGAUGUGUUCUCUUCAGUAUCUCUUCCUGAUUUCGACCUUGUUAGUUCAUUUGUAUUGAUUUUGUACGGUUUCCUAUUUCAGGUGGAUUAUAGUUUACCCGGCCUAUUUGAAUAGUCGAAGAACCGUUGAACAAGGUCGACGUGUUCCAAAAACUAAGGUACGGAAGGUUCGAUUCAAUAAACGUGGAGAAGAACACGUAGAUUAUUCUCAGUUAUACACCUAGUGGUGACUUUUCGUUUUAUCAUAUUCUUAACUUUAGCUUUAUCCUGUGAGUGGAAAAAGUCGAUAUAUUGGCCGACAAAAACAGCUGAACAGUUCGCCGAUCACAUCUGUUCCUCUAUUGUUUUAGUGUUAGUAUGACAGCGUCACUUGGUUUUUUGACUUGGACAAGGCCGAUGCGUGAAAUUAGAGCAGUUUCAAACACUUGUCUUUAUAUGUGGCUUUUUCUUUGUACUUGUAAGCAUAAUGAAAAAUAUAAUAUGAAAUUUUAAUUGUAAUAAUAAUAUUAUGCAUUAUUAGUUAAUGUUUAUUGAUAGUAGUAAACUCGCUUAUUUUAAUAAGACACAAGCAAGGUAAAAUCAGCUGAAACAGAUGCGCUCUUUAAAUUCUGUGAAAAAUGCUACUUACCUUGAAUGUAAGCAAAAAGGUUUCUCUUGAAUGGUUACAUCAACGAAGACUAGAACAUUGUUGCACCCCCAUUAUUGUUCUAUGGACUUUUCCAGUUCAAGUGGCAUUUACUCCCGUCAUUACAGUGAAGCCAAAUAUAUGAUGUUAAAAGAAUGAAAGUUAACUCUUUACUACCAUAUAAAAUUAUUAUAUAAUUUAUGGUAUUUUAAGAGAACAGGAUUUUUUGUUGUUGUUAACAUGUUCAUUUAAUGAUCUGAAGUGCUGAAUUACUGGUAAUUUGAUUAGUAUCAUUUAAUAAAUACAAUAUUUUUUAUGCAUCUACACAGGCUGCUGAUAACCCAACAGUUCAUGAAAUAAGGGAUGUCUGCCAAAGUCAAGGUCUCAACUGUGAAAUAGAGGUAAUGUUAAGUUUUUGAGCGAGCACAAAAGUCUGAUCAGGUCUUAAAGCUGCCUUGCGGUCUUCUUCAUCGAUUUGGUCUGCCUAGUAAGUUGAAGUGAAAUAUUUGGUGCAUCUGAUUUACAUCUUGUCGAUUUAAUUUUUUUUUUCUCAGAACAAAUAUUAUCCCAGAGACAGUGCUAAAGAUGCCAUGUGCAGAGGUCGGGUGAGAGUGCAACUAAAGAACAGUGACAGCAGCUUCAUCAAUGAAAAAUUUCAGUCAAGUAAGGUUAACACUUGUUAUAGUGUGUAGAUUACAUGUACAUACACUUUAAGCUUAUUAUUGCAGCCCCAUCCACUAGUUCGAUAUCAGCUUUUGUUUGCCUUUUUCUUCGGCAUACAGCCAGACUAAGUAUGUGUGGUCAUAAGUCUUUCUGUGUAGCUCAGUUGGUUAGGGUGCUGAUCUUUAGGAAGUUAUUGAUUCCAAUCCAGUCGGCAAAUCAAGUUGUUCUUAAAUUUUCAUAUUUUUCUAAACCAAUUAACUGCAAAACAGCCAUAUUUUUGUGCUGGUGAUGCACAUUUUUUUUCCACAUGAUGGAGGCUUUAUCAGGUACCCAGAAAUUGAGAAAUGGGUUUAAAAAAGGAGACACAGCUGAGUUGUUAAACUGAAAAAAAAAACAAAUCUUCUAAUGACAUCAGCUUUACACGGGUAGCACCUUCCUACGUAACAGAAGUGUUGCAACUCCACAGACCAUUAAGAAGCUUGAGAUCUGCUUCUAAGAAAGUCCUAGGAUGGGGUUAUGGCUGUCAGUCAUUCACUCAUUUGCCACACUUAAACUAUGGAACUCAUUGCCAGAACCUGCCUGCCAUCAUGAUGAUCUUACAAACUUUAAGACUGCUAUGAAGACUUACUUAUUUCAUGAGCAUUUCAGUUAAAGUACAGUAAUAAUGUAUAAUUUAUGAUGUAAAUAUUAGUAGUUGGUUUAUACAGAUUGUAGUUUUAGUAUUCUUACAUAUUUAUUUGGUUCUGAGUGUUUACUUGACUUUAUUAUUAGGAAAAGCAUUAUUUCAGUUCAUUGGUGAAAUGAUCCCAAAGUUGAAGAGUCGUCAAACCAAGUCUUCACAAAGUGAUAGUUCCAGCCAACAGCAAGGAACUGCAGCAAGCUCCAAGAAAAAGAAAGGGAAAAAAGGCAAAGGGAAAUAAUAUUAUUUAAACCAUGCAAUACAUGUAACUGUAAUUCUUAAAA